Messenger RNA from Acanthosepion pharaonis, 1110 nucleotides. The record is from the annotation of a GenBank genome assembly. NCBI's taxonomy places the organism in Eukaryota, Metazoa, Mollusca, Cephalopoda, Sepiida, Sepiidae.
AUGUACGGUGCGCCUCAUAUGUACGGCGCGCUUCAUAUGUACGGUGCGCCUCAUAUUUGUUGCGCGCCUCAUAUGAAACGGUGCGCCUCAUAUUUGUUGCGCGCCUCAUAUUUGUUGCGCGCCUCAUAUGUACGGGGCGCUUCAUAUGUACGGUGCACCUCAUAUGUACGGCGCGCCUCAUAUUUACGAAUUGCGCCUCAUAUUUGUUGCGCGCCUCAUAUGUACGGCGCGAGGAAAUAUGUACGCUGCGCCUCAUAUUUGUUGCGCGCCUCAUAUGUACGGUGCGUCUCAUAUGUACGGCGCGCCUCAUAUGUACGGUGCGCCUCAUAUGUACGGUGCGCCUCAUAUGUACGGUGCGCCUCAUAUGUACGGUGCGCCUCAUAUGUACGGUGCGCCUCAUAUUUGUUGCGCGCCUCAUAUGUACGGUGCGCCUCAUAUGUACGGUGCGCCUCAUCUGUACGGCGCGCCUCAUAUGUACGGUGCGCCUCAUAUGUACGGCGCGCUUCAUAUGUACGGUGCGCCUCAUAUUUGUUGCGCGCCUCAUAUGUACGGUGCGCCUCAUAUUUGUUGCGCGCCUCAUAUGUACGGGGGCUCCUCAAAUGUACGGUGCACCUCAUAUGUAACGGCGCGCCUCAUAUUUACGGUGCGCAAAAUAUGUACGGAAGUGUAAAAUAUGUAAUGGUGCGCCUCAUAUUUGUUGCGCGCCUCAUAUGUACGGCGCGCCUCAUAAAAACGCUGCGCCUCAUAUUUGUUGCGCGCCUCAUAUGUACGGUGCGUCUCUUAUGUACGGCGCGCCUCAUAUGUACGGUGCGUCUCAUAUGUUUAAAAAUAUGUACGGUGCGCCUCAUAUUUGUUGCGUGCCUCAUAUGUACGGUGCGCCUCAUAUGUACGGUGCGCCUCAUAUUUGUUGCGCGCCUCAUAUGUACGGUGCGCCUCAUAUGUACGGUGCGCCUCAUAUUUGUUACGCGCCUCAUAUGUGCGGCGCGCCUCAUAUGUACGGUGCGCCUCAUAUUUGUUGCGCGCCUCAUAUGUACGGUGCGCCUCAUAUGUGCGGCGCGCCUCAUAUGUGCGGUGCGCUUCAUAUGUGCGACGGAAGAGGAUAGCAGGUGA